This is a messenger RNA of Eptesicus fuscus (big brown bat), 2510 nucleotides long. It is a transcript of the gene OBI1, whose product is annotated as ORC ubiquitin ligase 1. Lineage: Eukaryota; Metazoa; Chordata; Mammalia; Chiroptera; Vespertilionidae. Gene Ontology annotation, molecular function: ubiquitin-protein transferase activity. The coding region runs from base 65 to 2215 and encodes 716 amino acids. The record is from RefSeq and is a predicted model, not a curated record. The transcript has 6 exons. Gene Ontology annotation, biological process: protein monoubiquitination; regulation of DNA replication.
CCCUGCGGCCGCCGGGCCCUGCGGUCGGCGGGACUUCCGUGUUGGCGGGAUUCUGAACGCUGCCAUGGCUCAGACCGUGCAGAACGUUACACUGUCCCUCACUCUGCCCAUCACGUGCCACAUUUGCCUGGGGAAGGUACGCCAGCCUGUCAUAUGCAUCAACAACCAUGUAUUUUGUUCAAUUUGUAUCGAUUUGUGGUUGAAGAAUAAUAGCCAGUGUCCAGCUUGCAGAGUCCCCAUCACUCCUGAAAAUCCUUGCAAAGAGAUUAUCGGAGGGACAAGUGAAAGUGAACCUAUGCUAAGCCAUACAGUCCGGAAGCACCUUCGGAAAACUAGACUUGAAUUACUCCACAAAGAAUAUGAGGAUGAAAUAGAUUGUCUGCAGAAAGAGGUAGAAGAGCUUAAGAACAAAAAUCUCAGCUUGGAGUCACAGAUCAAGACUAUUCUAGAUCCUUUAACCUUGAUGCAGGGCAAUCAAAAUGAAGACAAACAUCCAGUUGCAGAUAAUUCAAGUAAAAUUGACCCAGAAACUGUAGCAGAGUGGAAGAAAAAACUUAGAACAGCUAAUGAAAUCUAUGAAAAAGUGAAAGACGAUGUGGAUAAGUUAAAGGAGGCAAAUAAAAAACUAAAAUUGGAAAAUGGUGGCCUAGUGAGGGAGAAUUUACGACUGAAGGCUGAAGUUGAUAACAGAUCACCACAGAAGUUUGGAAGGUUUACAGUAGCUGCUCUUCAGUCCAAAGUAGAACAGUAUGAACGUGAAACCAAUCGCCUCAAGAAAGCCCUGGAACGAAGUGAUAAGUAUAUAGAGGAACUAGAAUCUCAAAUUGCACAGCUAAAAAAUUCAAGUGAAGAGAAGGAAGCUAUGAAUUCCAUUUGCCAGAGAGCACUUUCUACAGAUGGCAAGGGGUGCAAAGGCAGCGAGGAGGAUAUGGCAUCAACAAAUCAAGGUGAUGGUGCCAGAAAGCAGCUUAGCUCUUCGACCCCAAGUUCCCACCUGACACAGCCUUCUAACAGUUCUGCCCGGCAGGAAAGCACCAGCAAAACAGAACUAAAUUGUUCUAAGAACAAAGACCUAUAUCAAAAACAGGUGGAAAUAAUGUUAGGUGUAACUGAUGCCAGUAUGGAUACUUAUUUGGAGGGAGAAUGGGGUAAUAAGCCAUCUGAUAGUACACCCUACAAAGAUGAACUUUAUGAUCUUCCAGCUCCUUGCACUCCUUUGUCCCUUAGUUGCCUUCAGCUCAGUACUCCAGAAAAUAGAGAGAGCUCUAUGGCCAAAGCAGGAAGUUCCAAAAAGCACUCAAACCAUCUCAGAAAAUUGGUGUUUGAUGAUUUUUGUGAUUCUACAAAUGUUUGUAAUAAAGAUUCUUCAGAAGAUGAUAAAAGUGAAAAUGAAAAGAAAUCAGAACGUUUUACUUCCCCAAAGACUGGGUUUUGGGAUUGUUGUUCCACAAGCUAUGCCCAAAGCUUGGAUUUUGAAAACGCAGAGGGGAACACGAUAGCAAAUUCUGUUGGAGAGAUUUCUUCAAAACUGAGUGAGAAAUCGGGCUCAUGUUUAUCUAAGAGGUUGAAUUCUAUUCGCUCUUUUGAAAUGAAUCGGACAAGAACAUCCAGCGAAGCCUCAAUGGACGCAGCUUACCUUGACAAAAUCUCUGAGCUGGAUUCAAUGAUGUCUGAGUCAGACAACAGUAAGAGCCCUUGUAAUAACGGUUUUAAGUCAGUGGAUUUGGAUGGGUUAUCAAAGUCAUCUCAAGGCAGUGAAUUUCUUGAGGAACCAGAUAAAUUGGAAGAAAGAACUAAGCCAAACCUUUCCAAAGGUUCUCUAACUUCUGAUCAGUUAGAAAAUGGAAAUGAAUGGAAAUCGUCUUCUUUUUUCCUCCUCUCUCCAUCUGACCAAGAAAUGAGUGAAGAAUUUUCGGUCCAUCCCAGUUCUAACUCAGGAACUAAUGAACUCAAACCCCCAAGCUGUUUAUUUCAAACCGAGUUUUCCCAGGGUGUUUUGUUAAGCAGUUCACAUAGGCUGUUUGAAGAUCAAAGGUUUGGGUCAUCUUUGUUUAAGAUGUCCUCAGAGAUGCAUGGUCUUCCUAACCACCUUCAGUCUCCUUGGUCUACUUCUUUUGUGCCUGAAAAGAAGAAUAAAAAUGCGAAUCAAUCAACAAAAAGAAAAAUCCAGAGCAGCCUUUCUAAUGCUAGCCCAUCAAAAGCAACUAAAAGUUGACUCAUUAGGAAGGGGCCAUUUAUGUUUUUGUCCAGAGAGGAAUACAAGUUUUUAAAGUUACCUUUUUCCCUCUCAUAAAAGUUCUGUACAAUUUUGAAUUGGUAAUCUUUAGUCAACUGUCAAGUCAGAAUGGUAGAUUAGCUUAUACCCAGAAUACUUUUGUUCAUUUUAAAGAAUUUCUUCAUUUUCAAAUGGGAAUAUUUUUUACCAGAAGGUAGGCAGAAGGUUUCUUUUAAAUGAAUAUUAUAUGUAUCUGGUUUGGGUAUAUUUUGUUUUGAAUCUUGAUUUAACUAUU